GCGAUGGAUGACGACAAUUGACGCGAAGAAGAGCGAAAAGCAAACGCAUUUCACUGCGCAUCUGCAUUGUACAUAUAAAGAGAGAGAGAGAGAGAGAGAGAGAGAGAGAGAAACUUAAUCUCUUCGAAAUCGUUUUUGAUCUCCGUCUCUCUGCAAGAAGCACCAGAAUCUUUGUUCUUGUGCUCCAGCAGGGUUUAUACUUUCCAAAGAUGAUUAAUCUUUUCAAAGUGAAGGCAAAGCAGAAAGAGAUCGCAGAAAAUGCUAAUGGGAAGGCCCCUGUCAAGAAGCAAACUGCUGGCGAACUACGUCUCCAUAAAGAUAUUAGUGAGCUUAACUUACCAAAAACUUGUACCAUAUCCUUUCCCAAUGGUAAGGAUGACUUGAUGAACUUUGAGGUGACCAUACGUCCAGACGAAGGAUAUUACUGUGGCGGUACAUUUGUUUUCACUUUUCAAGUGUCCUCCGUCUACCCUCACGAGGCACCAAAAGUCAAGUGUAAAACUAAGGUAUACCAUCCUAAUAUUGACUUGGAAGGAAAUGUUUGCCUCAAUAUUCUAAGAGAAGACUGGAAACCUGUCUUGAACAUUAACACCAUAAUCUAUGGGUUAUUCCAUCUUUUCACGCAACCCAACUAUGAAGAUCCACUCAAUCAUGAUGCAGCUGCGGUGUUGAGGGACAAUCCGAGGAUGUUUGAGUCUAAUGUGAGACGGGCAAUGGCUGGCGGGUAUGUAGGGAACACCUUCUUCCCACGAUGUAUGUAGCUGUUGUCUAUGUCUGCUGAUCAUCAAAUUCAUUGCCGAGGUUUGAGGGUUUAAGCCUUUAAGGGCUGUUAUCUUGAUGUAGUGUUUCCAUUGUCAAGUUGUAUUUUCUGAACAUGAAUUGCCAAGGAUGAAGGCCACAUGAAAGUGUGCCCGAAUUCAAACUUUA
Rhodamnia argentea is the source of this 927-nucleotide messenger RNA. RefSeq names its product NEDD8-conjugating enzyme Ubc12-like. NCBI's taxonomy places the organism in Eukaryota, Viridiplantae, Streptophyta, Magnoliopsida, Myrtales, Myrtaceae. The transcript is spliced from 6 exons. Bases 210 to 761 code for a protein of 183 amino acids. The record is from RefSeq and is a predicted model, not a curated record.